Molecule: messenger RNA, 354 nt
Organism: Morchella importuna
Lineage: Eukaryota; Fungi; Ascomycota; Pezizomycetes; Pezizales; Morchellaceae
Exons: 1
Coding region: 1-354 (117 amino acids)
Biological process (GO): cellular response to oxidative stress
Cellular component (GO): cytoplasm
Molecular function (GO): sulfiredoxin activity
Source: RefSeq, a predicted model, not a curated record
AUGUCACUUCAAUCCCGCAAUAUCCACGCAACGCGUACCCUCCCCCUUGCAUUGAUUCUCCGGCCCAUACCCCCGGUGCUUGACGACAGUAAAGUCGACAAUAUGGUCUGUACCCUCCAGAAAAACCCUCCUGCAGGUACGGAAUUCGAACCCGGCACAUUGCCGCCCGUGGAUAUCCUGCACUACCAGUCUCCCGCUGGCAAGGACUUCUAUUUCGCGUUUGGCGGGUGUCAUAGACUGCAGGCGUAUGGACGCGCGCAGGUGGAGGACGUCAAUUGCAAGGUGUUGAAGGUUACAAAGAGCAUGCUGAAAGUGUAUCUGGGCGGGAGUGUUGACGCCAUUGUCGGCGAAUGA